AUGCUUCAAACUUGUGUAAGCCACCAUGAUAUAGAUUUUCCCUGUUCACUUAAUAUGAACCAUCUCAUGCCCAGAAUGAGUAGGCAGAUUCUCUUCCGUCUUCUCAUAGCAUGGGUGCUGCUUGUGGCUGCUCUACACCAUUUCCCCAACCAUAACAAGGUUCAAGCUAUUGAGUCAGCUCAUUUCAAACUCAAGCCAGCAAAACCAAGCUCAAGAUUGCACAAGGCAAACAUUUGGCCAUCCUGGGUUGGGGAGAAGAAAGUUCACAAAACUCCAUCUGGGCCCAAUCCAGUAGGCAAUCAAAACCCACCAACUAAGCAAUGAAUCAAUGGAUGCAGUUCUUCAGCACUAGUAGACAGAGAUCCACAGUACUCCCUUAAAGUAGG
Messenger RNA from Hevea brasiliensis (rubber tree), 386 nucleotides. Its product is annotated as CLAVATA3/ESR (CLE)-related protein 46. The record is from RefSeq and is a predicted model, not a curated record. The transcript has 3 exons. The coding region runs from base 1 to 324 and encodes 107 amino acids. Lineage: Eukaryota; Viridiplantae; Streptophyta; Magnoliopsida; Malpighiales; Euphorbiaceae.